Thamnophis sirtalis is the source of this 471-nucleotide messenger RNA. Lineage: Eukaryota; Metazoa; Chordata; Lepidosauria; Squamata; Natricidae. The record is from RefSeq and is a predicted model, not a curated record.
AUGGCGGCCGCCGGAGUCCUGCCCAAGCACGAGCAGAUCCUGGUGCUUGAUCCGCCCACCGACCUAAAAUUCAAAGGUACGAGACAUCAAGCAGAAUUCUCUGCAGCACUUAACUAUGGGGAUUCCAUCCAUGAACACCAGCGGGUAGAAGAUGCACUUUACAACCAAUAUUUACAAUUUAAAGAAACAGAAAUCCCACCAAAGGAGAUAGACAAAUCAAAAAUCAAGCAUCUAUAUAAACUACUAGAGGUUUGGAUUGAAUUUGGGCGUAUCAAGCUUCCUCAAGGCUACCACCCAAAUGACAUUGAAAAAGAAUGGGGGAAGCUAAUUAUUGCUAUGUUGGAAAGAGAGAAAAUGCUUCGACCAGAAGUUGAAAGGUUAGACAUGCUGCAGCAAAUUGCAAACAGAGUUCAGCGGGACAGCCUGAGUUGCGAAGACAAGCUAAUGCUUGCUCGAAAUGUUACGCAGUCA